AUGGCGUUACUAAUUGCCAAUGUCAUUACAGAAAAAAUUAUCAAGAAAAUCAAGAAAUCUGAAGUAUUCGGACUUUUAACUGAUGACGUCACAGAUGUAUCAAACAUACAAAAGCUGGUGUCAUUUAUUCAGUUUUUUGACGAAGACAUUGAUGAUUGUGUAACUAAAUUCAUUGAAGCAACAGAUCUUCUGGAGAGUUCACCUAAUUCAUCUCCUGAUGCUGAAGCAAUUUUUUCAUGCUUAGUUAAGCUAUUGAAGAAGCAUGGUUUAGAUAUCAAUGAAUUGAAAGGCUUUGCAAGCGAUGGAGCUAGUGUAAUGACAGGAAAAAACGGAGGUGUAGCUGCAAAAUUUAAGAACUUGAAAGAAUGCGAAACCAUGAUAAGUAUUCAUUGCGUAUGUCACCGCCUAGCCCUUGCAUGUGCAGAUACAGGUGAUGAACUGAAAUUUAUUCAAGAUUUUGAGAAAUGA
Molecule: messenger RNA, 468 nt
Organism: Dendronephthya gigantea
Lineage: Eukaryota; Metazoa; Cnidaria; Anthozoa; Malacalcyonacea; Nephtheidae
Exons: 1
Coding region: 1-468 (155 amino acids)
Source: RefSeq, a predicted model, not a curated record